Leptopilina boulardi is the source of this 2111-nucleotide messenger RNA. RefSeq names its product dolichyl pyrophosphate Man9GlcNAc2 alpha-1,3-glucosyltransferase. NCBI's taxonomy places the organism in Eukaryota, Metazoa, Arthropoda, Insecta, Hymenoptera, Figitidae. The coding region runs from base 228 to 1877 and encodes 549 amino acids. Gene Ontology annotation, biological process: protein N-linked glycosylation. The record is from RefSeq and is a predicted model, not a curated record. Gene Ontology annotation, cellular component: endoplasmic reticulum membrane. Gene Ontology annotation, molecular function: dolichyl pyrophosphate Man9GlcNAc2 alpha-1,3-glucosyltransferase activity. The transcript has 2 exons.
CAGUAAUCUGACUAAAGGCUAUCCUCCACGUUCACCCAAGGGUCACGCCACUUGUUGGCAAAGAACAGUUAAUUCUUAUUUAAAUAUGCCAUAUACCGAAGAUCACAUACGGAAUAAAUUGAUAAAAGACCUGGACGCGGUACACGUGGAUCGGCAAAUUUUCUAAAACAAAUAAAAGAACAAACAAAAAAAAAAAAAAACAACCACACAGUACAAAAAUCAAAACAAUGCAGGAAAAAAUACAAACAUUUUGCGUAAUUAACGUGGCUCUAAUUUUACGAUGGUGCGUUACCUAUCAUCCUUAUAGCGGAGAAGGUCAACCUCCAAUGUAUGGAGAUUAUGAAGCACAACGACAUUGGCAAGAAAUUACUGUAAAUCUUCCCAUUGAAGAGUGGUACAAAAAUUCCACUGACAAUAAUCUUGAUUAUUGGGGAUUAGAUUAUCCACCAUUAACGGCGUAUCAUAGUUUUUUAUUGGGAAAAAUUGCACAAAAAAUUGAUUCAAAAUAUAUUACACUUCAUGAUUCUCGUGGAUUUGAAUCAUUUGAUCAUAAAUUAUUUAUGCGUCUCACUGUUUUUUUAGCUGAUUUAUUUAUUUGUUUACCGGCUAUUUUAUAUUUUAUUUUUACAUUUAUUGAAAAAAAAAUUAAAGAAGAGACAAAUUUGAUUUAUCAAUUUUCAACACGUGUUUCAUUAUUGGCUGUGAUUUUAUUCUAUCCGGGUCUUAUUUUAAUUGAUUAUGGUCAUUUUCAAUAUAAUUCUAUUUCAUUGGGUUUAUUUGUUGCUGGACUUGGAUCAAUUUUAAAUAAUUCAUUAAAUUUAGGUUCAUUUUUAUUUAUAUUGGCAUUAAAUUAUAAACAAAUGGAAUUAUAUCAUGCGCUUCCAUUUUUUGUUUAUAUUCUUGGAACGAAUACACCAAUUAAUAAACGAUUAAUUUCAAAGUGUCUUUUGAAUUUAUUUUAUGUUACAUUCACAGUUAUUGUGACAUUUCUUCUUGUUUGGUUUCCAUUUAUUUGGAAUAGUAGAACAUUUUUUAGUGUUAUUAUGAGAUUAUUUCCAUUGGCAAGAGGUGUAUUUGAGGAUAAAGUUGCAAAUUUUUGGUGUACAAUUAAUGUUGUUAUUAAAUUAAGGGAUAUUUUUGAUAAUAUACAUUUGGCACAAAUUUGUCUUAUAACAACGACAAUUGCUCUAUUACCAAGUUGUCUUGAUAUGUAUUUUCGACCAUCGAAACAAAAAUUUAUUAUUUCACAAAUUAAUUCAUCAUUGGCAUUCUUUCUUUUUUCAUAUCAAGUUCAUGAGAAAUCAAUUCUUCUUGCGGCAAUUCCUGUCGCUUUAUAUUUUCAAUAUGAACCAUUUGCUUGUUUUUGGUUUUUAUUAAUAUCAUCGUUUAGCAUGAUACCAUUAAUAAUUAAAGAUGGUCUUCUUAUUGCAUUUUUUGCAUUGACAAUUUUCUUUUCUGUUUCAAUUUCGUGGCUUUGGUUCACGGAAUCUUAUUUUUUAAACGAUUCAAAUAUUAAUUAUAAUAAUGAGGAACAAAAUUCAAAAUUAAAGAAAGAAAAAUCUAAAGGUAAAGCUUUGAGUAAAAAAUCGAAAUUAAAAAAUCAGAAAGAAAAAGAGACGAAAGUUACAUUAAAAGAGUCUUUAAUAUCGAUUGUUUGUAAUAAACGAUUGAUAAUUAUUCUCUUUUAUUUGUCAAUUAGUGGAUUUGUACUAUUAACAUUUUGCUGUAAAUUUAUGAAACCAAGAAAAAUUUAUCCUGAUUUAUUUCCACUAUUGUUGUCCGUCUAUUCGUGUGGACAUUUUAUUCUUUUCUGUUUGUACUUUAAUUAUCGUCAAUUUACAUUAAAAACACGUCAAGGGAAAUUAAAAUUUAAUUAACUAUUAAAAAUAAAUGACGGUCAAUUAUAGAAUGAAUUAUUAUUAUUAUUGUCAUAAGUUUGCAUUGUAUAUUCGAGUGAAAAAUAAUGUUGAAUGAAUUAUUAUAAUAAUGUAUAAAGUCUCUGUAUGUUUUGCGAAAAUUGAAUCCGUCGAGUGUGAGAAAAAAAAUUGUAAAUUAUUUUUUUAUUUAUACAAUUUGUAUAUAUAAUAAAACAUAAUUUAAAUAAUAACUAA